CGUUAUCUUCUUGUUUACGAUGAAAACUCGAGCAUGAUAUUGAAAAUGAGUAUUUAAUGAUAGCCAGUGGUGGUGCGUCCAUAUGCGCAGGAGUUUCUCUAGAAAGUCCCGCAGUCCGCGUGCGCACCGCAUCUCGCAUACAAAUAGAUACGGCCUUUAUUUGUUUGUGUUGACGUAACAUACAAAUGUGCUUCAUUUGUUAAGUGGACCUUGAGAAAGCAACUGUAAAUUUGGAAUUUGAAAAGUUGAUAAGAAAAUGAAGGAAUUUCUACCCUUUUUACUAAUGACGUUGUGUGUCAGCUUCUCUACUGGACACUUCGCUCUUUGGGGUAACAAAGAGGAUAACGCAAUGGACGUCUCAGAUUUUUCAGUUUAUUACGAUUUAAAUACUAAUGAGACUAUUCGAAAAAUGUUGCCAAGGCCAUGGUACAAACCUGGGUGGUUUAUACGACUGCCGUUCAGAGGGGGUCCUUGUGAGUGUAAGGAAUUAAAAUGCUCAUGUUGCACCGGAAUUAGGAUACAAGCAUUUAAUUAUGAUAGGCGAACCUGUGCAAUAAUCGAAUACCAACCAGAGGACUCUAUAUUUUCUAUGGAAGUAAGAAUGAACAACGCCAGUAUAUUUCAAAAAAUAUACUCAGCUCGCAAUGCCCCACCCUUCUGCGUACCUGUGCCAAUCCCGUACUUACCACCAACACUUGUCGAUAUGUGCAUACGUCUGUACGAUGUAUCAGUUAUUGACCAAAAGUUCCAUGUAUGUAUGGAUAUGGACACGCGAAUAGACAAGGCUCCUGUGCUGAUUCUUCACUGGGAUUGCAUGGAUGUUGGAACGGGUGGGGUGGCUUUAUCUAAACCUGGAGGCAGUGGAUCCAUAUCGACGUCAUCGGCUGGAAUCUCUACCACUCCAGAGCCUACGCAACUAGACAGCGAUGUCUAUGACCCGGUAGUGCAAGACCGAGAGACGACAACUAACGACCUGUUUAAAAAUAGUAUUAAAUAUAUUUAAAUUAAGUA
This is a messenger RNA of Pieris napi, 1011 nucleotides long. RefSeq lists its product as uncharacterized. The transcript is spliced from 6 exons. The coding region runs from base 257 to 1003 and encodes 248 amino acids. The record is from RefSeq and is a predicted model, not a curated record. NCBI's taxonomy places the organism in Eukaryota, Metazoa, Arthropoda, Insecta, Lepidoptera, Pieridae.